AGAAGACCCACCAAACGUCACAACAUCGGUGUAUUUUCGCAGUAAACCCCUUUUCCUUUCACCGAAGCCCUUGGAAACCUCCAGGCCGAAGACCACCACGUAUAUUGUCCCAGGCACCAGAUCGUUUUCAAUAAUAUAUUAAAAUUUGACCGAAAUAUGCUGUGCCAGCUCUUGGGGACGGCGAGAGUAGCAGGGGGAAGGGCAGGUCAGAGGUUACUCCAGGGAAGAUACGUCCUCGGGAUGGAAGGCUCUCGACCCAGCUCAGAUAUGGCCAAAUUUCGCGAGUAUUUCGCCAAGGCCAAGCAUGUCGUGGUGUUAACAGGUGCUGGAGUAUCUGCAGAAUCAGGUGUCCCAACCUUUCGAGGAGCUGGAGGAUUUUGGCGCACUUGGCAGGCCCAGGAUCUGGCCUCUCCCCACGCAUUCCGAGCAAAUCCAUCGUUGGUGUGGGAGUUCUACCAUUACCGCAGGGAGGUGAUGAAUACGAAGGAGCCGAACCCUGCACACAUAGCCAUUGCAGAAGCAGAAAAACGUCUCGCUGCCGAAGGUCGCCGACUGGUUGUCAUAACGCAGAACAUAGACGAGCUACACAGGAGAGCUGGAUCCACAGAGAUCUUAGAGCUCCAUGGAUCGCUCUUUCGUACACGCUGCACCAACUGUCUUGAAAUUUUGGCCAAUAGGGACAGUCCGAUUUGUCCAGCACUGGCAGGAAAGGGAGCUCCUGACCCUAAAGCUGAGGAUGCCAGAAUUUCGGAAGCAGAUUUACCGAGGUGCAAGGCGUGCUCCGGGCUGCUGCGACCUGAUGUAGUGUGGUUUGGUGAAGGCCUAGACCCUGCAGUGUUGGCAAAGACAGACAGAGAACUGGACUCCUGUGACCUUUGCUUGGUGGUGGGUACCUCGUCUGUCGUCUAUCCAGCUGCCAUGUUUGCGCCCAGUGUUGCUAGCCGAGGUGUUCCCGUGGCAGAGUUCAACUUGGAAUCAACACCAGCCACUGAUGCUUUUGGAUUUCAUUUUGAAGGACCAUGUGGCACAACGCUCCCUGUUGCCCUUGCACCCUAAUGCAGAAUGUAACAAUAAAAACUGUGAAAU
Messenger RNA from Penaeus vannamei (Pacific white shrimp), 1086 nucleotides. The record is from RefSeq and is a predicted model, not a curated record. NCBI's taxonomy places the organism in Eukaryota, Metazoa, Arthropoda, Malacostraca, Decapoda, Penaeidae.